This is a messenger RNA of Bactrocera dorsalis (oriental fruit fly), 1164 nucleotides long. RefSeq lists its product as uncharacterized. Bases 256 to 630 code for a protein of 124 amino acids. Lineage: Eukaryota; Metazoa; Arthropoda; Insecta; Diptera; Tephritidae. The transcript has 6 exons. The record is from RefSeq and is a predicted model, not a curated record.
UUUGAAAAGGAUUGUCCAACAACGUCUUCAACUCCCGCAAAAGACCUAUUACAUUUAAAGCGUAAAAAGUUUAACACGUCUGGUUGCUACAAUACAGAGGUCAGCAUUUCAAAACGACCUGUGGAAGGAAACGAGGUUAUUGACAUUUUAACCACUAUUUCCAAACAGCUUGACGAUUUGACGACGAGGGUAUGCGAUUUGGAAACUAAAAUCGAUAAGCAUUUAAAAGAAAAUAUUAUUCAUAAAAGUGAAGAAAUGGAGCAGCAAAAAACGGUUCGUGAAUGCAAGGUCCUCAUCCGCAAAAUUCAUCAAUCGGUAUGCCGAAUGACUGGUGAAGAUGUCGACAACGUUCAAACCGAAAUUGCUUCCACCCUACCAUUAAAUACGCUCGCUGCAGCUUUGGAAAUGGACGAAAAAUUGAAAUGCGACGAAUUUGCUGCUACAACGAAACAAUUCAUUUUGAGGAUAAAAGGUACUUCAGAUAGUGUACAUGAUGUAUACUUACGGCUACCCGCUUGUGACAAAUAUUCCAACACAACUACACAUCUCUAUACACUAACACCAACGCACAUUUUCUGGUUAUUUUUUGUUUACCUAAAUACGAUGAAAAAAGUUUGUUUCAUUUUUUGAUUUAUUUUAAUGAGUGCGAAGGAGAAAACAUAAUUGUCCAUAGUGACAAUAGAAAAUCCCAAACAGGGUAAUAAAAAAAAAACGAUUGAAAGACGCAUGUCGUUCGUGAUCGAACCAUCGUAAAGGAGGGUCGUACAACAAGAAGGUAAGUGAAUUUUAUGUGAUUUUUUAACAAUAUUUUGAAAAUAAUUAUUUCAUUUAUUUUUAUAGCAUUGCAAAUCAGAAGUGAAUUGGAAGAAUCAGCAGCAGCUAUAUCAUCAGAAGCGGCAAAUAUCAAUUGUUAAGUAAGUAUGUGAAGAAAGUGUGUGUACUUUGAAAUUGGACUGCGCAGUCCAAGAUAAAACGCAAAAAUAAAUACAUACAUACGAGUAUGUAUGUACAUAUGUACAUACAUAUGAAUUUUAUGCUUUUAAGGCGGCCUGCGCAAUCCAAUAUAAUAUGUGAAAACCAAUGUUUGUUUUAUAUUUUAAAUGAUCAAAUAAGAUUUAUCUUUUCUUUCAGAUGUUAUUAUUAUUUUUAUUUAAUUAUUCUUUC